This is a messenger RNA of Theobroma cacao (cacao), 1352 nucleotides long. RefSeq names its product DNA ligase-like protein. The record is from RefSeq and is a predicted model, not a curated record. NCBI's taxonomy places the organism in Eukaryota, Viridiplantae, Streptophyta, Magnoliopsida, Malvales, Malvaceae.
CAUACGAUUUUCACUUUGCCCCUUUUCUUCUGUUGAGAGAGAUCUGAGAAAACCCUAGCUGUCUGGCCUUCUUGAUUUGGUCUCUUCUCUCUUGAAGAGAAGAAAACCCGGAAGGUUUUUAGAUCGUUAAUCCUUUCCGGGUCUCGGAAGGUUUUUUGAUCGUUAAUCCUUUCCGCAUAAAAACGACCCAGGGUUUUACGGGUUCAUAAGUUUCUCUGGGAAGUUCUUUCGGAUUUCGAAAAGAAAAGCCGAUCAUGUCAAGGUGCUUUCCUUACCCGCCUCCAGGGUAUUUAAGGCACGGAUUGGUCGAAUCGAUUAAGCUCGAAAGAGAAAAGGUUCUACCAAAAACAGAACGGAAAAUACAUAAGAGGAGGGAGAAGAAGGAGAAGAAAAAGAAGGAAAGAAAAGAAAAGGAGAAAACUCACGGUAUCAGCAAGAAACUUAAGAAGCUUGUUGAUGAUCUAAACGGUGAUAAAGAUGAGCAAUUGGGGAACAGUGACCUUACUGAGGAGCAUGAACCACCUGUUUGCUACUUGUCUGAUGGCACCCAAAACAGCAACAAGAGAAAAAGGGAAACCCCUUCCUCAAGUGAAUGCAGGGUUAAUGGGAGUAUAAAGAUUCGGUUUUCCUUUAAAAAGCCCCGGGAAUCUGAUGCAUCUCUCUGUGAAGAACGGGUUUGCUCUACCUCUGGAAGGGCGGAUUGUUCCACCCAACCGAUAGCUCAAGAGCAGCCUGACCCUUCGAAUCAAAAGGAAAAUAUAAUUACUCAUGUGCCAGAACAGAAAAUUACUACUGUGCUAGAACAGAAACUAUGGCGUGACAAUGAAAGGAAACAGCAAAUUCCCUCUUCCGGAACUUCAGUGUUUGGCAACAAGAUGAAGAAGGCAGCAUUGCAGUAUAAAACCUUGCUUGAGGAUUUGAUGCCACUUCCUCUCCAAUUGCAGAACCAUGAUGACUAUGAUGAUGACUGGCUUUUUAAGUCGAAGCAGCAAGGAAAACAUGCGGGUGAAAGAUCCAAAGUUGACGAUGACGUUAGAUGUCCUACUAUUGCAACUUCAUGUCCGCGUGCUCAUUUUCUUCCGGAUGUUGAGAUUUAUGCUUUGCCUUAUACUGUUCCAUUUUGAUCCCUUUGGCUUUUGAAGAAUCUGAUGUAACAGCUCCUGGCAGAGGGGUCUAUUUUUUUUCCCUCCCCUACAAGGAGCGCUCAUAAUUCUUUUAGUCAGUUAACAAAAUUGUAGCUUGGCGGCACAGGGCGACAAUGCCUAACUUGUACAGUUGUUGAGACUUUCACCCAAGACUGAAACAAUAGAAGAAUUUAUCUGCAUAACGUUUCUGAUGGCAUUUGAAUUCAA